Messenger RNA from Telopea speciosissima, 1112 nucleotides. Its product is annotated as GDSL esterase/lipase At4g26790. NCBI's taxonomy places the organism in Eukaryota, Viridiplantae, Streptophyta, Magnoliopsida, Proteales, Proteaceae. The transcript has 5 exons. Gene Ontology annotation, molecular function: hydrolase activity, acting on ester bonds. The record is from RefSeq and is a predicted model, not a curated record. The coding region runs from base 30 to 1079 and encodes 349 amino acids.
UGGUAGUAGCUUCACCUUCACAUAAGAAAAUGAAUUGUCUCUUUCUCUUUAUCUUCUUAGUAUUAACAGUAUCAGCAUUACCAAUUAGCAGAGCCAAAGUACCUGCAAUAAUAGUCUUUGGAGACUCAUCAGUGGAUUCAGGAAACAAUAAUCACAUCCAAACUAUCUUGAAGAGCAAUCACAAUCCAUAUGGUCGUGAUUUUCAAGGUGGCCAACCCACAGGUCGUUUCUCCAAUGGUAGAAUCCCUCCUGAUUUCAUCUCUGAAGCUUUUGGUCUCAAACCCUCCAUUCCUGCUUACUUAGAUCCAGAAUUCACUAUAAAGGAUUUCGCCACCGGAGUUUGUUUCGCUUCCGCCGGAACCGGCUACGAUAAUUCCACCUCCAAUGUCUUGAAUGUGAUACCAUUAUGGAAGGAGAUAAUGUACUACAAGGUGUACCAGAGAAGAUUGAGGAAAUAUCUUGGGAUGGAGAAGGCGAAUUUGAUAUUAAAGGAAGCAUUGUAUUUGAUAAGUAUAGGAACUAAUGACUUCCUCGAGAAUUACUACACAAUCCCCGGCGGCCGGUCAUCGCAGUUCAACGUUGGUCAGUACGAGGAUUUUUUGAUAGGAAUUGCAGAGAAUUUUGUGAGGGAAUUGUAUAGGCUUGGAGCAAGGAAGAUAUCACUAAGUGGGUUAGUUCCUAUGGGUUGUUUGCCUUUGGAGAGAACUACGAAUGUGAUGGCUGGGAAUGAGUGCAUUGAGAAGUACAAUGAUGUGGCUAAGGAAUUUAAUAUGAAGCUUCAAUGGUUGGUGCUCAGGUUAAUUAUGGAGCUGCCGGAGAUCAAGUUGGUCUUCUCUAACCCUUACGACCUAGUUCUUGAGAUCAUUCAAAACCCUUCGUUUUUUGGAUUUGAGAAUGCAGCAGUGGCGUGCUGUGGAACAGGAUUGUUUGAAAUGGGAUACUUAUGUGAUAGUUACAACCCCUUCACCUGUGUGGAUGCCAACAAAUACGUUUUCUGGGAUUCCUUCCACCCUACUGAGAGAACUAGUCAAAUUGUGUCUGAUAAUUUAAUGAAGACUGUCCUUGCCCCCUUCCUAUGAAUACAAAUACCAUCUCUCUCUCUCUCUCUCUCU